Messenger RNA from Ruditapes philippinarum (Manila clam), 3306 nucleotides. RefSeq names its product peroxisomal biogenesis factor 19-like. Lineage: Eukaryota; Metazoa; Mollusca; Bivalvia; Venerida; Veneridae. Gene Ontology annotation, biological process: protein import into peroxisome membrane. The record is from RefSeq and is a predicted model, not a curated record. Gene Ontology annotation, cellular component: peroxisome; peroxisomal membrane.
AUGCAUUGGAAGAUUUUGACAAACCAGGGGUUGGAAAACAGACAGCAGGAGCAGAAGGUGGCAAACCAAAGGAAACACAUUCUAGUGCUGGGGACCCUAUAUCUGAUGUAUUUGCAGAGCAAUUUUCUGAUGAACUGUCGAAGGAAUUUGAAGAUGCAAUGAAAAAUUUUCUGUCAGAUGACCCUGCUAUGAUGCAACAGAUAGAGAAACUUGCAGAGGCUGCAGGAGGUGCAGGUGAUUCACCUGAAGGGCAGAAGGAAUUUGGAGAAACAUUGAAGCAAACAUUGAACAGUUUAGCACAAAAUACAGAAGGCUUACAGGACCAUGGUGGCAUGGACGAUGAAAUGAUGAAGAUGUUUUCAGGAAUGGGACUGGAAGCAGGUGGUCAGGAGGAGGGCUUUAUGCCAAUGAUGCAGAACAUGAUGAAAACAUUAUUGUCCAAGGACGUUCUUUAUCCUUCCUUAAAGGAAAUAUCAGAAAAGUAUCCAAAAUGGUUGACUGACAAUGAAGGAAAAAUAACACAGAAACAGCAUUCAGAUUACACUAAACAGAAUGAAAUCAUUAAGGAAAUCCUAGUCGAAUUUGAAAAAGAAAAAGCUGCAGAUUCAGAAGAAGUCAAGAAACAGAGAUUUGAAAAAAUCAUGGAUAUGAUGCAGAGAAUGCAAGACCUUGGUCAACCCCCAAAAGAAAUAGUUGGUGAUAUGGCUCCCGGCCUGGACUUUGAUGCUAAUGGUGUGCCAAAAUUUCCUGGAACUUCAGAUGCUUGUUCAGUCAUGUGACCUUCCACCUCUGUUGUGAUUGGUUCAUUUUGAAUCCCACUACAAAUGUUUUUUACAUCAUGUGAUACUGCACCUUCAUUGUGAUUGGUCAAUACUGAAUUGCACUGCAGAAGUAUGGUGCAUCAUGUGACAAUGUAUCUUUGUUGUGAUUGGUUCAUUUUGAAUUGCUUUUGCCAUGUGAUAGCUAUUUUUACUAAAAAUAGCCAUUAAGGUUCUUAAGUUCCUGAAAUGAACAUAUUCCUUUUGUAUAUAUGGAAAUGCAUUUCAGUGCAAUGUAUUUUUACCCUUUUUUUUUCAAUUUUUUACUUCUUGAUUAUGAAAUGUAAAACACUCAUUCCUUAUUGAGCUGUUACAGGAAUAUGUUUUUAUUAUUUUAAUUCAAAUAUUUUCUGCAUUUUUCAAGGCAUACUAUUCACUCCUGGACCAAUAUGUUAACAAUAUUAUGAAAUUAGUUGCUACCUAUGAUGCAGAAAGCUCUUAUGAUUCAAUUAUAAGCAAAAAAAAUUCAAAAUAUAAACAAGACUUUUUUUUGACUUCGUUAGUACACUUGUAAUAAGUAAAUGCAGGUAUUUAGUACCGUUAAAUAAAGUAUGAAUAAUAAAUAAAGUAUAAAUGAAUUGGUAGUGUUCAACCUAUCAUCGAAGUGUUCCGAGUGUUUCGGAAUAUCUCUGUCAGAGGUGUUGUUUUUACUUUAUUUAAACGUGAUAAUUUUUCGAUUGAUUUUGAAAGUUACUUUAUAUGUUUGUCAUUGUUUCUUUUGUUCUUAUCAAUGACUAUUAUAUUUAUUUACUGUUUUUCCACAUCCUACAUCAGACUGGAAGUGUAAUUUAGGACAGAAGACUGUGGGGUCUUCUAGCAAUAGUCUGAAUUGUAUAGACACUUUCAUUGCAUGUUUUUUUAAAGCGUCUUACAAUCAAAUUAUAGCUCAAAUAUAGCACCAGUCCAAGAUUUUCAAAAUGGCAGUGCCCUGCAAAGUAAGGAUUUUACUCAAAAUUGUUAGACAUAAUUUUUUAAUGAUUUUAAUGUGAUGUCAAUUUAACUGACACAUGUCAUAUAUGUUAGCUAAGAGGCUAAGUUGUUUGAAUACCAGAAUUUUUGACAUUCUUUGUAAAAGUGUAAAUCUUUUUCUUAUUAGAGGGUAUGAAAAUAUAUUAAAAACAGAACUUUUAGUUUCUUAAGUAUGAGUGGGCUUUCAAAGCUUUCUAAACCCAUAAUCUGCCUAUAAGAUGGGUUAACUCACUUCAUUUACUGUACAUUUUAUUUUCCUACAAGACAGGCCUACCUGACAAUUUUGUAUACAAGUUAAGUUUAUCUGAUUUAUUGAUUUUUAGUGCACUUUUGACCAGGCUUUCUUACACCAAACUCUGGUUACCAGAUUAGUAAAUAUUGGCAGGUGGCUUGGUGAAAAAAUAUUGUUCUGAGCGCAAAUUUUCCCAGUAUUACUGGAGGGAUUUUAAACAAAAUUUCACAAAACAGUUGUUGUCAAGAAACAUAUUGUCAGUGUUUUGUUAUUUGCACUGUUAUGGAAACAAAUUUGUCAAAAUUGUUUGAACAGGAAUUGGUUAUAAUUUCCAAAUACCCUGUUUGUAUGACAUACUGAAUUUUGACCUUCUAAAAUGAAUUGAAUUGAAUAAUGCUUCAGUAUUAAGCUUAAAAUAAACUUACUUUAAAUGUAUUAUAUGCAUGUGAUGUAAUAAAUUUACAGUUCUAAUUGUGCUUUCAGUCCGCCAAUGGAAUUAUUACUACCUAUAAGUUAAGUUCUAUAUUAAGUCAUUUUCUGAAAACAUUCUCUUUUAGCUGUGAGAUAUUGCAGAUUAAUGCCUCCUUUACAAAGCUUUCCUAUGUAUAGCUUUAUUUUCUUCAAUUCCUCCCUUAAUAAAAUACAAUUAACUUGUCCUUAUGGUAAUUGGGAACUGCUCAUUUAUAGAUAAAGAGGGGUUUUAGUAAGAAAAUUACUAAGGCAAGUAUUGUUCAAUAUUUCAGAAUUUUCAGAAGUUUUGGUCAUUAGACUCAUUACAGGAAAGGGACCUGAUUCUUUCAAAGACUGUUCUUCUGUUUUUGGCACACAUUUAAGAAAUUUUAUGUUCAAUCAGAGACAGUCUUUAAAGUAAAUUUACAGUUCAACCUCUGUAGAACCACCCUAUGUAGAGCAAUUUCCCCUAUGACAACAAUAGUAUCAAUAUUUCCUAAAGUAAAAAAAAAAAGAAAAAGACAUCCCAACAAAUUUUAAACCUCUCUAAGGCAAGAACUUUCAGCAACAACCAAUUUCUUUGUCUCUGAAAGGGGGCUUUUCUGCAGAGGUUGUAUUAAACUUGUAGUUGAAUAUUUAUGUGAAAAGUUAUAAUGUGGGUUCAACCAUAUCUAUCACAAUGUAUAUAAGUUAUACAUGUAUUGUAUAUGUUUUUGUUUUUCUUUAAUGAAUAUCUGUAACUGAUUGUUGUGAUUGUGAAACAGAUUGUCUGUUUUCUGUACUAAUUGUUAAGAAAUAUUUAUAUUGAAAUUAAGAAUUAAAUUAGAAUGAUUAAAG